CUCGUCGGAGCGGGGGACCAUUGUAGGCCUUUGGGUUUUGGCGAUAGAGAAACGAAGCCAAACCAAAGCCUCACAAGUCACAACUAUGGUGGUUUAACCCCAUUCCCAUUCAUAAUAACUCACCCACCUUCCACCCCACUGCGCUCCACCAUCUCGAACCCUAACUCGGACCGAUUCGAUUCAGAUCGACGACGAAGAAGAAGAAGACCGAGAUUUGACUUGAUUGCUCUCGCGUUCUUGUUCAAAUCCCUCUGGCCAUGCGACGCUGGUUGGCUUCUUGGAUCUUCCUCUCCAAAGAGGUUUUCUUUGAGUUCUUCGCCCAAAACUCUUAUUGUUCUUUGCGUAUUUGCUCGCAAUUCGGCCAUGGCUGCCGACGCUCAUACUCCUACUCCUAAGGUUAUUCUGUGCAAUGCCGGGGCUGGUGCAGCUGCUGGGGUUAUUGCCGCAACUUUUGUGUGUCCCUUAGAUGUUAUCAAGACUAGGCUUCAAGUACACGGGUUGCAGACCCUUGGUAACGGAAAUGGAAAUAUUAAAGGUGGUCUUAUAGUUGGAAGUUUGGAGCAAAUUUUUCAGAAGGAGGGACUACGUGGCAUGUAUCGUGGCCUUUCUCCAACUGUGCUGGCAUUACUUCCUAACUGGGCUGUAUAUUUUACUAUGUAUGAGCAGUUUAAAAGCUUACUCUGCUCUCAGGAUGGUAAUCACCAGCUUUCUGUUGGUGCUAAUGUAUUAGCCGCUUCUGGUGCUGGAGCUACAACAACUAUUUUUACAAAUCCUCUCUGGGUUGUGAAGACAAGACUUCAGACUCAAGGAAUGAGAGUAGGUGUGGUACCAUACCGUAGCACAUUUUCGGCUUUGAGCAGAAUAGCACAUGAGGAAGGCAUCCGUGGGUUGUACAGUGGUCUAGUUCCUGCUUUGGCUGGUAUUAGUCAUGUUGCCAUCCAAUUUCCAACAUAUGAAAGAAUAAAACUCUAUUUGGCUGAACGAGAGAACACUACCAUGGACAAACUUGGUGCCCGUGACGUUGCCAUUGCCUCAUCCAUUUCCAAAAUAUUUGCUUCAACCUUGACAUAUCCACAUGAGGUGGUGCGCUCUAGGCUUCAAGAACAAGGUCAUCACUCUGAGAAGCGAUAUUCUGGUGUAAUUGAUUGCGUGAAAAAAGUAUUUUAUCAAGAUGGCAUCCCUGGAUUUUACAGAGGGUGUGCGACCAACCUUGUGAGAACUACUCCUGCUGCUGUGAUUACAUUCACUAGCUUUGAAAUGAUUCAUCGAUUCCUUGUCACAUUAUUCCCUCCAGAACCUCACACAUUGUGAGGAUGGGAGAAGAACAUGCGCACUUGAUGAGACACGAGUUUGUAAAGCAACUAGAAAUCGCAUUCGAGCCAGUCGGGCCAGCCAGAAACCGCCCAAUUGAUUCUUGUUACAUGGUAGCUUUUACAGAAAACUUAGUGUAUGUUAGUGGAGAGCCUCACCUCAGAGUGUUUCAGAGGGAAAAUCAUGCCAGUAUACUACUACAUAGUGAUGAUGACGAUCAAGGGGUUAAGAAGAAUUAAGAUACAAAGAAUUAUAUACAGGGAAAGAGAAUUCUCAGAAUUGUUUGAACAAUUUAUAUUUGUGAAUUGUUGCAAUCUCUGUAAACAAACAUUCUUUAUUACACAUUCAUAUUUAACAUGGUCAAUGGUCACCUUUUUAUUGUAUUAUUGCAGUCUUUUGUUUUAUCUCCACCGUUCUUACUGAUAGUGGUGUUGCCUGUCUAACAUUCAUUCUCUCUAUUAACCUAUUUGGGAUACAUUCACUUUGGAUU
Molecule: messenger RNA, 1801 nt
Organism: Humulus lupulus (European hop)
Lineage: Eukaryota; Viridiplantae; Streptophyta; Magnoliopsida; Rosales; Cannabaceae
Product: nicotinamide adenine dinucleotide transporter 1, chloroplastic-like
Exons: 9
Coding region: 364-1311 (315 amino acids)
Biological process (GO): NAD transmembrane transport
Molecular function (GO): NAD transmembrane transporter activity
Source: RefSeq, a predicted model, not a curated record